Messenger RNA from Meloidogyne enterolobii, 623 nucleotides. The record is from the annotation of a GenBank genome assembly. Lineage: Eukaryota; Metazoa; Nematoda; Chromadorea; Rhabditida; Meloidogynidae.
AUGGACGAGAGCAUGCAAGAAUUGUGCAGUAAAAUAUACCUAGAGAGAGAAUUCAUAUCGGCAAGGAGAUAUUCCUUUCUAUUCCUCUUCUCCUUCUUUCCUAAUCUACUAUCAUUCUACCUCUCCACUUUUAUAUUUCUACUCCAUCUUUUCUAUUUUUCUAAUCUUCUUCUCCUAUCCUCCUACUCUCUUCUCCUUUCUCUCUUCUCCCACUACUCUCAUAGUAGGCUAUUAUUCCUCUCCUUUUCUAUUACUACACUUCUCUUCUCUCUUAUCCUACUCUCAUUUCCUCCUACUGCUAUUCUUUCCUUUGCUCCUAUUGCUCUUUUUCUUCUUGCUUGUCCUAAAUCUCUCAUUUGCUCCUAAUGCUCAUCUAUCCUUUUCUCCUACUACUCCUAUUCUUUUCCUCACCUAUCCUCUUAAAUCUCUCAUUUCCUCCUAAUUCUCUCCUCUACUACUCUCCUCUUCUCCUCACCUUUCCUCCUACUCUCUUCACCUCUCCUUUCUUCCUAAUACUACUCUUAUCAUACUCCCCUCCUUUUUUUUUACUCCACUUCCUCACUCUCUCUUCCUCCUCCUCUUCUCCUCUCUAUCAUCUUACAUCUCUCAUUUCCAACUUCUCC